Molecule: messenger RNA, 1092 nt
Organism: Lontra canadensis (Northern American river otter)
Lineage: Eukaryota; Metazoa; Chordata; Mammalia; Carnivora; Mustelidae
Product: olfactory receptor 6K3-like
Exons: 4
Coding region: 1-1092 (363 amino acids)
Biological process (GO): G protein-coupled receptor signaling pathway
Cellular component (GO): membrane
Molecular function (GO): olfactory receptor activity; G protein-coupled receptor activity
Source: RefSeq, a predicted model, not a curated record
AUGGUGACAUGCAAGGGGUACAAGCGGCCAGAGGACCCCAGUCCUUGCUGCGAUUCUCUUAGAGAUUAUGGUGCAUGGGCUGCCACCAAGUGCUGGGGGGUGGCUUUCCCUGGGAUCCUGAACAGGAAAGCCUUUGUAAUCACCUGCAGUCAGGGAGGGAGCUGUGUCUUUCUAUCAAUGACAAUUAAAGCCACUGAGAUCAUGUUUGAAGAUGGUAGCCUCCUCCUCUUCAUUCCUCUAUUCAUCAUCUACACAUUUAUUGUUAUCGGGAAUCUCACCGUAUUUUUUGCAGUAAGGAUGGACACCCGUCUCCACAACCCCAUGUACAAUUUCAUCAGUGUCUUCUCAUUUCUGGAGAUCUGGUACACCACAGCCACCAUUCCCAAGAUGCUCUCCAAUCUCAUCAGUGAGAAGAAGACCAUUUCCAUUACUGGCUGCCUCUUGCAGAUGUACUUCUUCCAUUCACUUGGAAAUUCGGAGGGCAUCUUGUUGACCACCAUGGCCAUUGACAGGUAUGUAGCCAUCUGCCACCCUCUCCGUUACCCGACCAUUAUGACCCCCCAGCUCUGUGCUCAGCUCUCUGCAGGCUCUUGCAUCUUUGGCUUUCUUGUGUUGCUCCCAGAGAUUGUGUGGAUUUCCACACUGCCCUUCUGUGGACCAAACCAGAUCCAUCAGAUAUUCUGUGACUUUGAGCCUGUGCUGCACUUGGCCUGUACAGACACGUCAGUGAUUCUGAUUGAGGAUGUGAUCCAUGCUGUGGCCAUCAUCUUUGCUGUCCUGAUUAUUGCUCUCUCCUAUAUCAGAAUCAUCACUGUGAUCCUGAAGAUCCCUUCUGUUGAAGGCCGCCAAAAGGCCUUUUCCACCUGUGUGUCUCACCUUGGUGUCUUUCUGAUGUUCUACGGCAGCGUGUCCCUCAUGUACCUGCGAUUUACUGCCACUUUCCCACCCACUUUGGACACAGUUAUUGCACUGAUGUUUGCCGUUCUUGCACCCUUUUUCAACCCUAUCAUCUACAGCUUGAGAAACAAGGAUAUGAAGGCUGCAAUCAAGAAGCUUCUUUGUGCUGGGUCGCCCGGCUAUCUCGUGGGCUAA